Messenger RNA from Sus scrofa (pig), 902 nucleotides. It is a transcript of the gene NTS, whose product is annotated as neurotensin. Lineage: Eukaryota; Metazoa; Chordata; Mammalia; Artiodactyla; Suidae. The record is from RefSeq and is a predicted model, not a curated record. Gene Ontology annotation, cellular component: axon terminus; extracellular region. Gene Ontology annotation, molecular function: neuropeptide hormone activity.
AGCAGAGGGAGGAUGAAGAUGAAGGGCACAUCCUGAAGAGAUGCUCGUGACAUCAUCCCCGGCAUAUAUAUAUAGGGAAGGGUCAAAGCAUCUCUCAUAGUUCAGUCACUUCCAAAGUCAGCUGGAGGCUGGAGGAAGCGCGAGAGAGUCCCUUCAGCUUGUCUCUGACGUUUAUGGACUUGGCUUGCUAGAAGGCUCAAGAUGAUGAUGGCAGGAAUGAAAAUCCAGCUGGUGUGUGUGAUACUGCUGGCUUUCAGCUCCUGGACUCUGUGCUCAGAUUCAGAAGAGGAAAUGAAAGCGUUAGAAGCAGAUUUAUUGACCAAUAUGCAUACAUCAAAGAUAAGCAAAGCAAGUGUUCCCUCCUGGAAAAUGAGCCUGCUGAAUGUGUGCAGUCUUAUAAAUAACCUGAACAGCCAAGCCGAGGAAACGGGAGAAUUUCAUGAGGAGGAGCUUAUGACAAGAAGGAAAUUUCCCACUGCCCUGGAUGGCUUUAGCUUGGAGGCAAUGCUGACAAUAUACCAGCUCCGAAAAAUCUGUCACAGCAGGGCCUUUCAACAUUGGGAGUUGAUUCAAGAAGAUGUUCUUGAUGCUGGAAAUGACAAAAAUGAAAAGGAGGAAGUUAUAAAGAGAAAAAUUCCUUACAUCCUGAAACGGCAGUUGUAUGAGAAUAAACCCAGAAGACCCUACAUUCUCAAGAGAGGUUCUUACUACUACUGAGAGGAUAUUUUAUUUACAUGUGAUUGUGAUUUAUCACCCUUUAAUUAAAUAUAAAAAUAUAUUUGUGUGGAAAUAUGACAGAACGCAAUUGUCUCUUCUAUAAUUGUGGUUUAUUAGAUGUGAUUUUUCUGCAUUAAUAUAAACUGGACUAAAUGUUUUCAAAUAAAUCCAGAUCUUGAGCAUGA